AUGGUGCCUGUACGGUUUCUUUUGGCGUCGGCCCUUGUGUUUUCGGCGGCCGUUACUGCUCCGAUCAAUCCCAAUGCAGAGGCUGAGACGUCCCGCGCAGCCCUGCCCAUCACGCAUCAGAGCGAGCCGAUGCGCAAGGCCAACCCGGUCAUGUCAAGUAUCCCCGCUGCAACUAUUGACGCUCAUGCCCUGGCAUCAGCAGCAGCUGCUAGCGCACUUUCGUCUGAUAGCAGCCAGCAACAAGAUAACGGCGUCUUCGAUGUCUUGAACGACUUGCCCCUAGGCUCCAGUGACGGGGAAAUCAAGCGUCGGCAAUUAGAAGGUAUCACCGACCUCUUAAAAAGCCUGAACAAAAUCAGCGGGAAGCGCGAAGAAGAACUUGAAACUCGACAAUUGGGACUGGUCAAGAGCAUCCCUGAAGCAGCCAGCCAGCUUGGCCAGGUUGCCAAUCUUGCAAAAGUCCUCCCUAUCAAGCGUACCCGAGAAGAUGCUGGCAUGCUCGGGGGACUUGGGGGGCUGGGUGGUGUUCUAGGCGGUUCUGUCAAGCGCGAUACCAAGAAAAGUGAUACAGAGAAGCCUACGUAUACCGAGAAUGCACUUAAAGGACUCCAAGGCAUGCUUCAUUCUGUUUCUUCUAAGGAUCACGACAAGGAGGAGACACCAUCGGCGACACAGUCCACAGGUCUCGACCAGAUUGUGAAACGGGGCGAUGCUGAUGAUUCUCUAACCAGCGAGGAGAAGGCCAUGCUUGAACAGCUCGUAAAGCGCGGAAGCGUGGAUCCGCUAAGCGGUAUUGAAUCACUCGUUUCUGGCCUGGGUCUUAUCGGAAAACGUGGCGAUAGCAGCGUGUUCGACAUUCUUGACGAGCUGACCAGCCUUUGGGGCAUUCUGCGCAAGCGCGAGAGUUCGGAGUCAGUGGGUACUUUUCUCGAAUCCCUUUCUAAACGCCAAUUGGACAUUCUCUCGACUCUGGCCACUGCGACGUUGAGCAAUGCUGGCGCGGCUGCUGGAGAUCUCCCAAAGCUUGUUACUGGGAAACACCGUCGUGACCAUGGCGACCCAGAUACCACUAGCGCUGCUGCACUAGAAUCAUUGAUCGGACUGGCAGAAAGCAAGGGCAAGCAUGCAGCUUCCGGCAGUGGUGAUGCCACCGGCCUAUCUGGUAUUGCCGAUGAAUUCCUGGCAGGAACAAAAGAUGCUCAGGACGCCUCAAGAGCAACGCAGGGUCACUCCGAGUCCUUAGCCAAGGACGCAGCUAAGGGGCAGCCUGUAUCUAAGCGACAAGUACCCCCGAUUGCUGGUGCGGAUGUAUUGAGUGUUGUGAAAGGCCUGCUUGCUGACCCUAGAAAAGCUGUCAAGCCAGUGACUGAGGGUAUCAUGGUGGGAGGGAGCUCAAUCGGUGAUCUUGCGACUCCCUGA
Molecule: messenger RNA, 1419 nt
Organism: Talaromyces atroroseus
Lineage: Eukaryota; Fungi; Ascomycota; Eurotiomycetes; Eurotiales; Trichocomaceae
Exons: 2
Coding region: 1-1419 (472 amino acids)
Source: RefSeq, a predicted model, not a curated record